GGUCAAAGUUCGACGACCUAUCAACACGAGCACUGUUUUUCACGGAGGCGUUGCAGUGUGUGAUAAACUGGUGGAGCACGGGCACCAAUAGUCAAGAGGACUACCAUCUAUGGCACAAGCAAACAGAGAUGAUGGACAAGCUCAUCCUGGCACACACAUGUGUGGCACUGCGAGACUCGGAGCAUCUACACAUAUACAAAAGCCUCUGGACACACGACGUUACCGUGUGCAAAGAGUGCUGCGAUGCAUACCACCUCUCCAGGGACAACUGGUACAAGUUGUAUUUGGGCAGUGAGGAACUGACGGCGACCGCGUUCAAGGCGAUAUACGACCAGAUGGACACCACUCGUCUGCUGCAGGCUUUCGGCUAUUACGUGCAAACGUCGCAGACGGAUAAGUGGGUGCCCAUCUACGAGGUGUUGGCUUAUCCUGAGCUGCUGGAAACAUCGAGCGAACUCAGCGAUUCGUUUGCCACCAUGAUCCAAAUGUACGACACCUAUGAGGUGGAUCUGUCCAUGCCUGGCUAUUCGAGUGGGAAGGGCCUGUUGCUCAUCCACCCGAAUGACAUCGUCAGGAACUGGGCGACUGCCCAAUACAGCAAGACCAAGAUGAGUGUGGAGGACUUUGGCGCGUUUGAGCCUGCGUUCUCACGCGUGUACAUGGGAAAACUCAAGGAGAUCAACGAUGAAGAUGGCUCCAUAGCGACGAAAGACAACCAACGUGACAACAAACGGUUCUUUCGCGGAUUGAAAGAGGUGUUGGAGGGCUUUGACAAGCGCGUGGCCAAGUGCAGAGAGUUCAAUGACAUCGCCAACAAACUCACUGACCAGAUCACCUCCCAGCUGUCCGUCGAGUGCGACUAUCUAUUCGAGGUGCUCGACUGCUUCUACACUCUCGUCAAGCUACUGCAGAACAAGAUCUGGUACUACUCAACACUUGCGCUGGAAGAUAUCCUGAACGGCCUGUUCAGGAACCCCUCGUACCUAAAGCUACUGAAGUGCUUGGACACAACAGGAUACAAUGCGAUGGUUGCUAUUAAAUGGGUGGUACCUUUGUGCUUGUGGUAUGGCCAAUGGCUCAAACAAUUCGACGGCAAAGUAUCG
Messenger RNA from Sphaeroforma arctica JP610, 1103 nucleotides. RefSeq lists its product as hypothetical. The transcript has 10 exons. The record is from RefSeq and is a predicted model, not a curated record. Lineage: Eukaryota; Ichthyosporea; Ichthyophonida. The annotation marks the transcript as partial.